Molecule: messenger RNA, 448 nt
Organism: Staurois parvus
Lineage: Eukaryota; Metazoa; Chordata; Amphibia; Anura; Ranidae
Source: the annotation of a GenBank genome assembly
CUAAAAGUGAGCAGAGUAGGCGAUAGUCUGAUAAAUUGGGGUAGAGAAUUCCAGAGGAUAGGAGAAGCUCUGGAAAAGUCCUGGAGACAAGCAUGGGAGGAGGAGACAAGGGAGCUAGAGAGCAGGAGGUCUUGCGAGGAGCGGAGAGUACGGUUUGGGUGAUAUGUGGAGACAAGAUCGUUGAUGUAAUUUGGGGGCGGAGUUAUAAAUGGCUUUAUACGUUAUUGUUAAUGUUUUGAAUUUUAUCCAUUGGGCAAUGGGAAGCCAGUGGAGGGAUUGGCAGAGAGGGUGGAGGACACUGAGUGGAGGCCAGUGGAGGGAUUGGCAGAGAGGGGUGGAGGACACUGAGUGGAGGCCAGUGGAGGGAUUGGCAGGAGAGGGGUGGAGGACACUGAGUGGAGGCCAGUGGAGGGAUUGGCAGAGAGGGGUGGAGGACACUGAGUGGAGG